CUCUUCCCCCGCAUCUUGUGUAGCCUACUCCAUCGCAUCUAUCGUACCAGCCUGGAAUUAUGUUUGAUAGUCGGGUUACACAGGUGAGGAGAAAGGCGCGGAGGGCAACAGCGUCAGCGCUGUCAGCAAUCCCACUAUGGCUACUUGCAGCAGGCGUAACACGACCAAGCUAACCGACGAAUAGACAGGAACAGGAAGGAAGCAGCGACUUGAGAAGUUAUGAGUCCGGUUCUUUGAUUGAACAAGUUUGAGACGGCAAUUUGCAAAUCUCACCUGUUCACCUUCACCAACUCCCGGUUGUCAGCCGCCACUAUCACACCCAUCUGAAUCUCAUCCUCUCCCGUUUCCGCCAUUUAGCGUCUUUUUUGGUUCACACUCCUUUAAAACCGAAUCUCGCAAUUUUCAUAGUCGUCAAUUGACCGUAAUCGGGAAUGGCGGCACAAUCCAUUUCGGAAGGCGAAGUCGCCUUCGACGCACCCGGUGCUGGCAAGCCGUGUAAAACAUGGUACAAGAUUAUCGGGAGCCUCGACUCCGAAGCCAUACCUCUUAUCGCACUUCACGGAGGUCCGGGAGGGGGUCACGAGUACCUAACCCCGCUGGUUGACCUCUACGAGAAGCACGGAAUUCCCAUCAUAUUCUAUGAUCAAAUAGGAUGCGCUAGGUCAACGCACCUGCAAGAGAAAAAAGGCGAUGACUCGUUCUGGACCUUUGAUCUCUUUGUGAAGGAGCUUGACAACCUCGUGGAUCAUUUGAAGCUUCGCGAGAAGGGCUUUUACGUCCUCGGCCAGAGUUGGGGUGGCAUGUUGGGAAGCACAUACGCUUUCCGCCAACCGCGAGGACUGAAGAAGUUGAUAUUGGUUAGCUCCCCAGCUAGCAUCCCUCUUUACAUGGAAAACUGCAAGAUUUUACUUGCUGGUCUGCCGAGGGAUAUCCGCGAUACUCUUGAAGAGUGCGAUAGGCUCGGCGAUCAUGAAAGCGAAAGGUUUCAAGAGGCGGCUUUCGUGUUUAACAAGAAACACGUCUGUCGAAUUGACCCGAUGCCUGAACCUGUAGUGGCGGCAUUCCAACAUCUCAAAGAGGAUCCUACUUCAUAUGUUACUAUGCAAGGUCCAUCGGAAUUUAUCAUUGAAGGCACCGCCUUCAAGGGUUGGGAGGGAUUCAAACAAGGCCAUAAAAUCCAGGCGCCGACGCUACUUAUCAAUGGAGGACAUGAUGAGGUAGGAGAUGUGUGUUUCGAGCCAUGGUUCUGGACUAUUCCCAAUGUGAGAUGGGUCACGCUCCAAGGUGCCAGUCACAUGUCACACUGGGAGGAACGCGACCGGUUUAUCCAACUUUGCGGGACUUUCCUGAAAGGCUUCAAAUGACCUCAGAUAACAACAGUGUUGAUCUUCAGGGAAUCUGAUAGUCAGACGCUACAGUCGCACUAAAGAAUUAGUAUGUGGAGGGGAAAUAUCUAUCAAUAUCUACUCCAUUAUUAAUACU
This is a messenger RNA of Annulohypoxylon maeteangense, 1482 nucleotides long. RefSeq names its product proline-specific peptidase. Gene Ontology annotation, molecular function: peptidase activity. Lineage: Eukaryota; Fungi; Ascomycota; Sordariomycetes; Xylariales; Hypoxylaceae. Gene Ontology annotation, biological process: proteolysis. The transcript has 2 exons. The coding region runs from base 432 to 1364 and encodes 310 amino acids. The record is from RefSeq and is a predicted model, not a curated record.